AUGAUGGCGGACGGCGCGCGUACUGGAAAUCCGGUCUGGAUCACCAAGGAGGAGCAGGAGGAGAAAGAGGAGGAGGAGGAGGACCAAAGGAUUGGCAGAUACGACACAUACGAUAUGCAGACAAGAGCAUCAAGAGUAGGGAAUAAGCAUGGCAUGAAUGAAGCUUCUCCGACUACAGGCGCGAUGUCACCACAACGAAGUGAUGCGACGUCCGACUCUGCAUCCUAUUCGCUAUCGACGAUGAGGAAGACAUCGUUAAUCCAGUAAUGGACUUCUCCAGCUCUCUCACGUCCCUUUACGCUCCUGGUCUUACGCUCGUGAUCCAGUUGACGCUGCAGAACAUCAUGUCACCAGCGACAUGACAGGUGACCGGGGCGUUGCUAGCAUGGGCAUCUGAGUCGAAUCAUACCCAUACAGGCUCCAACGAGCGAGCUUCCAUCGGGAUCAUGAGCUUCGCGGCCUCCUCUACUGGCAGACUCAGCAUAUAUGGUCCAAUUCCUGAUGCUGCCACGCGCGAUGCGAUGGUCAAGGGUAUAUCCAACGCUUGUUCCAGAUCAGAGCCGUUGCCAAUAGCCGAAGUGAGGAGCCCUGCCUCAAGGAGUCGAAGCUAAUCAUCGACUCCAGCUGCUUCUCACGCGAAGAUGCUUCAUGGUGCUUCAGUAACGAGCUCGGCACUUCUGCUCCAUUCCCAAGCACAAGGUACAAAAGAUUUCUGUUUUUGUUCUCCUAACGGUUAGGUACCUGCUCGACCCGAUCACGCACGAGUCAUAGCAAGCAAGCAAGCAGCGAUGAUCUCACGAAGACAUUCACAUUGCACGGACCUCGAGGCUUUCCCGCGCCGACGUUUACGGGACAGACAAGCAAUUAUAGAACUAUCUCCCAGGUGUCGCCACGCCACCCUGAAGGCUCAAGAUGCCAUUGUUGUUCCAAGCAUCCGCAUCACUCCACCGUCGCCAGCUGGAGAGGCUUCUCUGUUGCCAAGCAAUAUGCGUGGCCAAUGCAUCAAUCGACAUCUACUGCAUCCACCUCAUGCUCUCCGCCCCCGCCGCCAUUGCUCGCACCGCAUCUGGAUCAGGCACGUGGAUGGUAUGCGUGUUCUUGCUGCCUGCAGGUGGAGAGACAGGCGCAACGCAAUCAGUGGGAAGGCGGGAAAGCAGGAGCCAGGGCACAGUACGAGGAGCAGAAUCUUGGAGGCUCUGCGUCUUGGUGGGAUGACGGUGAGAUAGGUGAUUGAUGGGUACCUAGCUCUUCCUGCUGUGUACCAAAUGACGGGAAAUGCUACACUCCCUUGAUGCUGCGGGACGAGAGGGGAGCUCUAGCUAGACAUAUCACAGGUGCCCAGUUAAUAUGA
Molecule: messenger RNA, 1351 nt
Organism: Sphaerulina musiva SO2202
Lineage: Eukaryota; Fungi; Ascomycota; Dothideomycetes; Mycosphaerellales; Mycosphaerellaceae
Exons: 2
Coding region: 1-267 (88 amino acids)
Source: RefSeq, a predicted model, not a curated record